AUGGGCGGGAUCUGGAAGACGCACGUCGGAAGCUGGGUGCCGGUCGUCGUCGUCGUCGCCGCUGCCGUCAGACUCGGUCUCGUCACGCUCUCUGUGGCCGUAGCGAGGGAGUCGUCGCUUGUUGUAGGGGCAGAGGAGGAGGAAGAGGAAGAGGAAGAGGCUCGUUUCGGUGGGUGGAAGCAGCCGGCGGCUUCGCUUUUGCCGCACGUAUCGCCCUUUUGGCACCACCAGGUCUUGGAGGAGCCGUGGCAGCAGACGCCGUCGGGCGGCAUGCAGCCUUCCCAGCAGGGGAUCGUGGACCCGGGGCAGACUGUGCCGUCGUCGAUGGGUGGUUGGGAUGGAGAAGGGGUGGGUGUUGACUGGGAGGUUGCCGCUGCGGUGAAGGCGAGGAAGAGGAGGAGGAUGGAUGUAGAGCUUGGGAGGAGCAUUUUGGUGAAGUUGUCUGGCGCGUUCUUGGGAAUAUCAGGAGGAUCUUCGGAUGGUGUGAAAGUUUGGGUGAUCGAGAUGCGUUCUUAUGAGCUUCUCACCGACGGCAAGAUUGGCGAGGCUUCCUCUUUAUACGGUCUCGAAGGCGGCACGCUGUAUACCAAGUAG
Messenger RNA from Colletotrichum tamarilloi, 594 nucleotides. RefSeq lists its product as uncharacterized. The record is from RefSeq and is a predicted model, not a curated record. The transcript has a single exon. The coding region runs from base 1 to 594 and encodes 197 amino acids. Lineage: Eukaryota; Fungi; Ascomycota; Sordariomycetes; Glomerellales; Glomerellaceae.